CCCAUAAUAGUACCUACCUACUUUGGUGUCUAGUACAUACUACUAUAGUACACCUACCUAGGUCCUAGUAGUAUCUAUCUACUUACCUAGUAGUGUGUCUACUACUUUAAGUCAAUGGUAGUUACUACCUUCUCCUAAAGACUACCUACCUACAUACAACCAAAAAGGGAAAUAACAGAGGAAAAGAGGAAAGAAAAAGAAAAGAAAAAGAGAAAGGAAAGCCCGAUUUAUCCUCUCCCCCCCCUCUCUCCCUACCUUUGCUCCCCACUCGAAAUUGGUGUUAUUUCCAUUAUUAUUCGCUAUUUUAUUCGCUAUUGUUAUAUUAGUAAAAUAACGGUCUGUUACUCGCCAACCAUACAAAGCCAUACAGCCAUAAUACUGGCCCAUACAUACAAUUUUUGGCGGAUCGUACUUGUCCACAGACCCCCCCGGAUUUCCUACACUUAAAAGUCCCACGUCUUAUCAUUUUAAAUGUUUACACAAUCCACGCCGUCUUCAACGGGCUUUUUCCCGCCUCUUACUUCUUCUACAACUGCACCAGCAUCUUCUACUUCUGUUGCAGGUAGAGGUAGUCGUCUUCGAGGUUUGAUCCAUCUCCAUAUCUUGUCGCGCGACAACUCUAGUAGCCUUGCCCACCACCACAAUAGGCUUUCCUCCCAUGCCCACGAUACAUCUGCGCCCUCAAUUCAACCCUCUCCCCCCACAUCAUUCGCUCCCGUCUCGACUUUGGCCGCACCUGAACUUAGUUCAAACCCGAUCACCACGACAACAGAUUCAAUCAACGAAUAUAACAGGAUCCACCGCCGCCGAACCAGUAAAUUUUCUGAAGCUGCUUCUGAAGCUCUGUUGAAUUCAAGAUCAGAUCCGACCCAGGCUGAAACUACGGAACAACCACUCGAAGCAGACAUGACGCGGACAAGAUCAGCAACAACAGGCGACAUGGCCCACGAAGUAUUACCCACCAUAAGAUUCUCGGCAUUCUACGACGCACGAUCGAAUCGGCCCUCUUUAUCCUUCACCCCAAUUUCACGAACGCUACCUACCGGCAAGGAAACAAUCAAGGUUGGCCGAUAUUCCGAGCGAGAAAAUCAUGCCCCUAUUCCUAUCAAUACACCAUCUGCGGCCCCCGUUGGCUUCAAGAGUAAGGUAGUGAGCCGCCGUCAUUGCGAGUUCUGGUUCGAGAAGGGAAAAUGGUAUAUCAAGGACGUCAAAAGUUCUUCCGGGACAUUUCUCAAUCAUAUUCGUCUCAGCGCUCCGGGCACCGAAUCUAAGCCAUUUCCUAUCAACGAUGGUGACAUUGUCCAACUUGGAAUAGACUUCAAAGGCGGAGAGGAGAUGAUCUACCGAUGCGUCAAGAUGCGGAUAGAGUUGAAUCGGGGCUGGCAAUCCAAGCCUAAUACCUUCAACAUGGCAACGCACAAGCGCUUACGAGACUUAACCUCGACAUCCACAUCAUCUCAUGCGCAAGAUUGUUCUAUUUGCCUGAAUGCGAUUGCACCCUGCCAAUCUCUAUUUGUUGCACCAUGUUCCCAUACAUGGCAUUACAAGUGCAUUCGUGAAAUGUUAAGUGGACCAUCGUGGCCAAUAUUCAUAUGCCCGAAUUGCCGAGCUACUGCCGACCUGGAUGCAGAAGUGGACGAGCCAUCAGAUGACUGGCAACAAUUAGAUUCGGGCGUAGAAGAUACUCAGGAAGAAAAGUCGGCGGGCCCCGCAGCUCCAGACAAUGACGAGAUUGUGGCGCUCGAGACUUCGCAAACGAAUACCAACGGCAGCGUACAGCCGCCGACCAUCGAGGGCGAGGCGGGCGAUAUGACAAUGCUUAUCAACCCGAGCGCGGUGGUGCAACCAAGUCCGUCCAGGCACACCAUGGUAGAACCGGUCCCGAUACCCAAUGCAACACCCCGCGCAACUGAGGGUGAUCGGUCUGCAACCAAUCGCACGCCAUCACCGAACAGCAACCUCUUAGCCAAUGGCCACGAAGGUCCAAUCACACCGCGCAACGAUGCGGGUCCGUGGGUGUUUGAUGGUAAUCCCGAACGAGUAAGCCAAGAAAGCACCAGACAACCGGGCAUGAGUAGUCUAGAUGCCGCAGCACAAGGAGAAGUCGAUCGAUCGUAGAAGGGUUAUCGGCUUUGUUACUGUCUCAAUAUAUUUAUUAUCUGAGCCUAUUGCCACCUUCAUCCGUCGAUUUGAACGAAGGAUCUAAGGGGAAAGGGCUGUCUACGUUGACACUACCUUACACACUGCACUCCCUCCCUACCUAAUGUGCAGCCGAAGACUUGUUCAGCCCAUACCAAUACCAGGCGGCUUGGGACAAACACCCUUUUUGGCAGUCUUUGAGAUGAGCUACCGAUGGUUCAGUUAAUGAU
Molecule: messenger RNA, 2369 nt
Organism: Hypoxylon fragiforme
Lineage: Eukaryota; Fungi; Ascomycota; Sordariomycetes; Xylariales; Hypoxylaceae
Exons: 3
Coding region: 472-2118 (548 amino acids)
Biological process (GO): ubiquitin-dependent protein catabolic process; protein ubiquitination; negative regulation of septation initiation signaling
Cellular component (GO): ubiquitin ligase complex; cytosol; cell division site
Molecular function (GO): ubiquitin protein ligase activity; protein binding
Source: RefSeq, a predicted model, not a curated record